Molossus molossus (Pallas's mastiff bat) is the source of this 4423-nucleotide messenger RNA. It is a transcript of the gene PPFIA4, whose product is annotated as PTPRF interacting protein alpha 4. NCBI's taxonomy places the organism in Eukaryota, Metazoa, Chordata, Mammalia, Chiroptera, Molossidae. Gene Ontology annotation, molecular function: protein binding. The transcript is spliced from 29 exons. Gene Ontology annotation, cellular component: presynaptic active zone. The coding region runs from base 160 to 3729 and encodes 1189 amino acids. The record is from RefSeq and is a predicted model, not a curated record. Gene Ontology annotation, biological process: synapse organization.
CAGAGCAAGAGCGGCUGAUGGCCUGGGAGAAGCCCGGCCCACCUGUCUGCUGGCCUGGCAUUGCCUGCUCUGAGUCCUGUGCACUGGGUCCCCAGAGGUGCCAGCCCUGCGCACCCCUCCCCUGUCCCCCAUGCUGAGAAGGCCCUGCCCUCCCCCACCAUGUGUGAGGUGAUGCCCACGAUCAACGAGGGGGACCCUCUGGGGCCCCAACAUGGCGCCGAUGCGGAUGCCAACUUCGAGCAGCUGAUGGUGAACAUGCUGGACGAGCGUGAGAAGUUGCUCGAGUCCCUUCGCGAGAGCCAGGAGACCUUGGUGGCCACCCAGGGCCGGCUCCAGGACGCCCUUCACGAGCGGGACCAGCUGCAGCGCCACCUGAACUCUGCCCUCCCCCAGGAAUUUGCCACCUUGACCCGGGAGCUGAGCAUGUGUCGCGAGCAGCUUCUCGAACGGGAGGAAGAGAUCUCAGAGCUGAAGGCAGAGCGGAACAACACGCGGCUGCUCCUGGAGCACCUGGAGUGCCUGGUGUCCCGCCACGAGCGGUCCCUGCGCAUGACGGUGGUGAAGCGCCAGGCGCAGUCCCCAUCGGGGGUCUCCAGUGAGGUGGAGGUGCUGAAGGCCCUCAAGUCGCUGUUCGAGCACCACAAGGCCCUGGAUGAGAAGGUGCGAGAGCGGCUCCGGGCCGCCCUGGAGCGAGUCACCACCUUGGAGGAGCAGCUGGCAGGUGCCCACCAGCAGGUGUCUGCCCUGCAGCAGGGGGCAGGGGGCCAGGACGGAGCAGCAGAAGAGGGGACUGCACCCCUGGGACUGAAGCGCCUGUGGAAGGAUGACGCAGGCCGGCUGCAGGAGCUGCAGGAGCUGCUGGAGAAGCAGAACUUUGAGCUGAGCCAGGCCCGGGAGCGGCUGGCCACCCUGACAGCAGCUGUGCUGGAACUGGAGGAAGACCUCAGCACAGCCCGCCGGGACCUCAUCAAGUCGGAGGAGCUGAGCAGCAAGCAUCAGCGGGACCUCCGGGAGGCUCUGGCCCAGAAGGAGGACAUGGAGGAGCGAAUCACCACACUGGAGAAGCGCUACCUGGCGGCUCAGCGUGAGGCCACAUCCAUCCAUGACCUCAACGACAAACUGGAGAACGAGCUGGCCAAUAAGGAGUCCCUGCACCGCCAGUGUGAGGAGAAGGCUCGGCACCUGCAGGAGCUACUGGAGCUCUCGGAGCAGAAGCUGCAGCAGACCCUGCGCAGGGCGGAGACGCUGCCGGAGGUGGAGGUCGAGUUGGCCCAGAGAAUCGCAGCCCUCACCAAGGCGGAGGAGCGGCACGGCAACGUGGAGGAGCUGCUGCGGCAGCUGGAGGGCCAGCUGGAGGAGAGGGACCAGGAGCUGGCGCGGGUGCGUCAGCGGGAGAGGAUGAACGAGGACCACAGCAAGCGGCUGGCAGACACCGUGGACCGGCUGCUGAGCGAGUCCAAUGAGCGCCUGCAGCUCCACCUCAAGGAGCGCAUGGCAGCCCUGGAGGAGAAGAACACCUUGAUCCAGGAGCUGGAGAGCUCCCAGCGGCAGAUCGAGGAGCAGCACCAUCACAAGGACCGCCUGUCCGAAGAGAUUGAGAAGCUGCGCCAAGAGGUGGACCAGCUGAAGGGUCGUGGGGGGCCGUUGGCGGAGGGCGUCCGCUCCAGGUCCCACACGGGCAGCGCCGUGGACCUGCGGUUCUCCCUGAGCACGGCGCCCCCCGGCCUGCGACGCCGCUACUCCCUGCGGGAAGAGCCUGCCAAGGACUGGGAGCCGUCGCCGCUGUCUGGCAUGCUGGCCCCCAUGGCUGCGCCCGCCUUCGACAGUGACCCUGAGAUAUCCGACGUGGACGAGGAUGGGCCAGGGGGUCUGGCGGGCUCCGUGGAUAUUGUCUCCCCCGGCAACCACUCCGAUGCGCAGACCUUGGCCAUGAUGCUGCAGGAGCAGCUGGAUGCUAUCAACGAGGAGAUCAGGAUGAUCCAGGAGGAGAAGGAGUCCACGGAGCUCCGCGCGGAGGAGAUCGAGACGCAAGUGACCAGCAGUAGCAUGGAGGCCCUCAACCUGACCCAGCCAUACAGGCGCGGCCCCAUCCCCACCUCGCUGACAGCCCUGUCCUUGGCCAGUGCGUCCCCCGCGCUCAGCGGCCUCUCCACUCUGCGGUGCACCUCCCGCAGCGCUGCCCAGGACCUGGACCGCAUGGGGGUCAUGACGCUGCCCAGUGACUUGCGGAAGCACCGGAGGAAGCUGCAGUCACCAGUGUCUCGGGAACAGGACCGGGAGGAUAAAGCCACCAUAAAAUGUGAGACUUCUCCUCCUUCCUCACCCAGGACCCUGCGGCCCGAGAAGCUUGGCCACCCAGCCCUGAGCCAGGAGGAUGGCAAGAGUGCUCUGGGGGACCAGGGCAGCGACCCCAGCAGCAGCAACAGCAGCCAGGACUCCUUGCACAAGGCUGCCAAGCGCAAAGGCAUCAAGUCGUCCAUUGGCCGCCUGUUUGGGAAGAAGGAGAAGGGCAGGCUGAGCCAGCUGAGCCGGGAUGGAGCUGCGGGCCACGUUAUGCCGACAGACUUCGAGCUCGGGGUGCAGGAGCCCAUGGUGCCUGCCAAGCUGGGGACCCAGGCAGAGAAGGACCGGCGGCUGAAGAAGAAACACCAGCUGCUUGAAGAUGCCCGCAGGAAAGGAACACCCUUUGCCCAGUGGGACGGCCCUACUGUGGUCUCCUGGCUAGAGCUCUGGGUGGGGAUGCCGGCCUGGUACGUGGCCGCGUGCAGGGCCAACGUCAAGAGCGGGGCCAUCAUGUCAGCCCUGUCGGACACGGAGAUCCAGCGGGAGAUCGGCAUCAGCAACGCCCUGCACCGGCUCAAGCUGCGGCUGGCCAUCCAGGAGAUGGUGUCGCUGACCAGCCCCUCCGCCCCACCCACCUCCAGGACUUCCUCCGGGAAUGUCUGGGUCACCCAUGAAGAGAUGGAAACUCUGGCAACAUCCACUGAAACAGACAGUGAGGAGGGCAGCUGGGCUCAGACGCUGGCCUACGGGGACAUGAACCACGAGUGGAUCGGCAACGAGUGGCUGCCCAGCCUGGGGCUGCCCCAGUACCGCAGCUACUUCAUGGAGUGCUUGGUGGACGCGCGCAUGCUGGACCACCUCACCAAGAAGGACCUGCGGGUGCACCUGAAGGUGGUGGACAGCUUCCACCGAACCAGCCUGCAGUAUGGCAUCAUGUGUUUGAAGAGGCUCAACUACGACCGAAAGGAGCUGGAGCGGAGGCGGGAGGAGAGCCAGCAUGAGAUCAGGGACGUGCUGGUCUGGACCAACGAGCAGGUGGUGCGCUGGGUCCAGUCCAUCGGGCUCCGGGACUACGCGGGGAACCUGCAGGAGAGCGGUGUGCACGGCGCCCUGCUGGCCCUGGACGAGAACUUCGACCACAGCGCUCUGGCCCUGGUCCUGCAGAUUCCCACACAGAACACCCAGGCUCGCCAGGUGAUGGAGAGAGAGUUCAACAACCUGCUGGCCUUGGGCACAGACCGGACGCUGGAUGACGGGGAGGACAAGGUGUCCCGCCGGGCCCCCUCCUGGAGGAAGCGCUUCCGGCCUCGGGAACUCUCAGGGGGCGUGCUCAGCGUGUCGGCCCUGGGGCCCCUGCAGCCUCCGCCAGCCCCGCCCAAGAAGAUGGCCCCAGAAGCUCACUCCCACUAUCUCUAUGGCCACAUGCUCUCUGCCUUCCGGGACUAGCCACGGCCCCGGCUCCUCAGGCUCCGCCAGCCCGGCCCCUCCUGCUUGGCCCCUGCCUCCAUGGCUCCCAGCCUCCUCGGCGACUCUCCAGCUGCCCUGGACCUCAGAAUAUACUCGUCCACCCCUCGGCAGCACCCGGUCUGCUGCGUGUCCUUGGUCAGUCUCCCGUGGGUGUGGCUGGGCCUCCGGAGCCAUAGAGGUUCCGAGCAGACAGCGCGGCAGCCCAGGUGGGUGUGAGCCGCCUCCCUCUCCUGGUCCGGGCCUGGGCUACACUGUGACCGCCACGGGCGACCAAGACACUGCCCAGGGCUGGGGACGGCCUGCCAAGAAAAGGGCACUUCAGGCCCUGCUGUGCCUCAGCUGUGGGCCUCCUGGUCCCUGUCCCUGCCCAGCAGCCUGACACCUGUGGCGUCUGCUUCCAGGACCACCUCAGGGCUGGGGGGCUGCAGAAGGCCUGUCCCCCUGGAAGGUGAGGCUGGGGAGAUGAUCCCAGGCCCUGGCGUAGCUGAAUCCCACAUGUGAGUUUGUCAAGAAUUUGAGAGAAAUAGAAACGAGCCUCUGAGCUUUGGGCUGAGGGUCUGGGUGGGGGACCUCUUAGCUCCCCACUCAGUGAGGCUCAGGCCAGCCAGCUGGAGAGGAGCCAGAGGUCUGUGGUGGCCUCACCCCCAAGGGCAGUGGGGAUGCCUCCUGCCCA